AGACAGAGACGACGCCAUUCUCGCCUCUCUCUUCUCACUCGCUCUCCAACUUCACGCCAAGACACAGAAAAUAAAUAUCCUCUCGCUCGCCAUUGUUAAGAAACAAAGGGUCCGCAGAUAAGAAAGGACGACGAGAUAAGGACCCCACGGACAAAGUUCGGCAUUAAUGGACAUUAUGGAGGAGAUGGAGACUGGCACUGGUGGUUCAAUCAGCAUGGAAGAGACGCAAAAGAUCUUUGACAAGGGGAGUAAAACUGGCUGGCGGUGUUCAAGUAUGGACCUCAAGGGACACCUUUUCCACAUGUUGGAUAAUUCCAUCAUGAGUGACAUGACCUUUUUGGUCGGAGAAUCCAAGGACUCUGUCCCAGCACACAGGUUUUUGCUCGUGCUCUGGUCGAAAGUAUUUGAAGAGAUGCCGGAUACAGUGGAAAUACCGGAAAUGAGUGUUGCUGCUUUGAGAUCAUUUCUCAAGUUUUUGUACACUGAAGAAUUUGAAGUCUCAGCGGAAGACUUGAUGCCAGUUCUGUGCGCUGCGAAGCGAUUUGAAAUUCCACUAUUGGCUGCGAAAUGUGUGUCCGUGUUGAAGAGUGAGAUCAAGGAUUCGACUUCGGUCAGUAUGUACCAGGCGGCGAAGCUAUUACAGGAGGAGACUUUGGCAGAAGAAUCGCUCAACUACAUUCUUCGGAAUGGAAGUGCCGUCGUACAAGAGGAGGACUUUUUGCUCAUUACCAAUGACAACUUGAAUUUUCUCUUGGAACGGGAUGACUUUGAGGUGGAGGAACUCGAACUAUUUCAAGCAGCUUGCAAGUGGGCACAGAAAGAGUGUGAGAAGCAAGAAAUUGAAGCAACGCCAGAUAAUCAACGUCUGGUUUUGAAGGGAACUUUAAAGAACAUUCGCUUCCCACUCAUGUCUUCAAAGGAUUUCGCGGUGCACGUCGCCCCCACUGAGAUCCUGCAGGAUAAGGAAAUGAUCAGUCUUCUCAUUCAGUACAGCAUCCCUGCUUCAGAACGUGCCGGACUGCCCCUUCUCGCCCAUGGUUUCACUGAUCGUGAACGAAAGAACAAGGAACCACCCAAGAAGAGGGCAAAGACUGGGAGAGCUUCAUUCCCUGACGUGUUGAAGCCAUCUGUCGUGCUCACUUUGGAUGGAGAUGAGAAGAAAGGAGACGACAGUGCUGUUACGAGCAAUGGGGUGAGCAGCCCUACGCCUGGUUCCCUCGGUGUCGGUGGCGACUGGAGGAACCCAAUGGCUGGACUCAAAUUCAACCUCAUGUCCAUGUAUGAAAACCACUACAACUCAGACGUUGUCUUUGUCAUUGGAGAACAGCGUGAAAAAGUGUUUGGACAUAAGUUCAUCCUCGCACUAUGGUCAGCCGUCUUUGAACAAAUGUUCCAAGCUCGAUCGGAUAGUGAUGAACCCAUUGAAAUUAUGAACUUUAAUCCGAGUGGAUUCCGAUCUUUCUUGAAGGUCUUGUACACUGAGAACUUUGAUGUUUCUGUGGAACAAGUGAUGAAUGUCUUCUUCAUUGCCAAGACAUACGAUGUAGCAUUUUUGGGAGAUAAAUGUGUAUCACUCCUCAAGAGCAGUGUUGGUGAUAAUACAUCCAUCAGCAUUUUCCAAGCUGCCAAGGUGCUUGGAGACGAUUCUCUGGCUGAUAUUGCCUGGUCGUACAUUCUAAGACGCGGAUUUGCUGUGGUGAAAGAAAUGGAUUUCCUUAACAUUUCCUACACCAAUUUGUGCACCCUUCUUGAACAGGAUGAUUUGAACGUUGGGGAAACGGAAAUGUGGCAGAGUCUGCUUCGGUGGGGAUCUAAUGAGCUCGAGAAACAGAGUCUCGAUAAGAACGCAGACAACCUUCGCCAGUUGUUGACCAAGGCCAUCGCUCUGAUCCGCUUCCCGCUGAUGUCCGUAAAAGACUUUUCCCUUCACGUUGCACCCACCGAUUUGUUGAGUGAUAAGGAGAUGGUGGGUGUUCUGGUCUACUACUCGCUCCCUCCUUCAGAACGUGCCAACGCAUACCGACUUUCCUUCAACUCUAAGGAACGCAAGAUUCAAAGCGUUCUGGUCCGUGAGCGCAUUUCACUCUGCAACUUGAGUUUAAUGUCCGAUCGCCCAGUGUCCAUCCUUGGCUUCUCCUUCUCUGGACUUGACGCCACCAAGAUUGGCUAUGCCCCCACUUCACUCUACUUAUAUAACAGCAAAAAGGGUGUCAGCUAUGCAACUUCUUACACUGAAAUCAACGUUGCUCCGGAAGGGAAAGAUCGAUUCUCUGUUAAAUUCAAAAUGCCCAUCACCAUUCGACCUAACGAGUGGUACAUCUCGUCAGAAAUGACACUGCAGGGCCGACAAGGAGCCUCUUCAAUUGAGAAGGAAACCUGGGCUACGGUUAAGAAUCGCCAGGCCGAUGUCAACUUUCAGUUCCAAGUGCAUCCAGUUAAGGAUAACAGUGGUGUUUUUGAGUAUGCCGUGCCGGAAGUUAUCUUCAACCUUUUGAAGUGAAAAAAUUUCGAAAUCAGCCAGAGGAUUCAGAAACAACCUUCUUCUGUUGAAACAAAAAACGUUAUUCCAAUUAUUAUUUAAUUUCUUACCAUUAUUAUUGUAAUUAUUCUUAAGACUCGUUGACACAAUUUGAAAUUUAAUUAUUUGCUUGGACCCCCUUUUUCUACUAACUGAACUGAUUUAUUUAAGAUUUUUCUAGUAGAAGAAGGAAUUACUUUUCUUUUUUUGAGUAAAUGUUUCCCAAUUUGAUUGAAAUAACAAAAUUUUUAGUCGUUUUGCGAGAGUUGUCUGAAAGGCAACAAAAGAAAAAUAUUUGAAUUUAUAUUAUAAGUAUAUGUAUACAUAUAUAUCUAUAUAGCUGAUACAUGAGUAGAUCUUACUACACCUAUAUGAGACCUGCAAUGCAUGUUCUCUGUAGUUUGACUGACUUCAUUGCAGAUACAAUUUUUAUUUGUGUUGUAUGUAUGAAUGGAAUCAGAGAUGACGAAUUUUGACAAUUAUUAUUAUACAAGUCUCAAGUCAGUGCACGCAUUGUACUGUUUAUAUCAACAGAUACUUUAAAGAUAAGUUCAAAAUUAAGUUGAUUCUGUCUUGCAAGAAAAUACUAUUACAUAAGCCUUUCGUCAUUAUUAUUGUAUUCAUGCAUACAAGACACUGAUUUGUUUUUAUACGAGAUAUGGAUGGAUCAUUCCUACCUUAAUAUUAUAAUAAUGGAUAAUAGGAGUUAAUAAAAUGUACCUUGUUUGGUUAUGCAGGAGAAGAA
Messenger RNA from Folsomia candida, 3263 nucleotides. RefSeq names its product BTB/POZ domain-containing protein 2. The coding region runs from base 167 to 2500 and encodes 777 amino acids. Gene Ontology annotation, biological process: neurogenesis. The transcript has 13 exons. Gene Ontology annotation, cellular component: cytosol. NCBI's taxonomy places the organism in Eukaryota, Metazoa, Arthropoda, Collembola, Entomobryomorpha, Isotomidae. Gene Ontology annotation, molecular function: protein binding. The record is from RefSeq and is a predicted model, not a curated record.